Messenger RNA from Penaeus monodon (black tiger shrimp), 1172 nucleotides. RefSeq lists its product as uncharacterized. Lineage: Eukaryota; Metazoa; Arthropoda; Malacostraca; Decapoda; Penaeidae. The transcript has 6 exons. Bases 102 to 1172 code for a protein of 356 amino acids. The record is from RefSeq and is a predicted model, not a curated record.
GCUGGCAAACAGACUGUGCCACGAGUGAGAGACACAGGGUCGAUUUUUUUCAUUGGCGCAUCAUUCGAGAAUUAACAGUUAUCAGAACCUGCAAGGCAACCAUGAAGGAGCGACGUCUACUCUUUGUGACAUCCGUGAUGUUGGUGAUCAUUGUCUUUCUUCGCGUGGAGCUGGAGAAGUCCUUCAGGAGGAGCCCACUUCCUGCCGUCCUCAAGAGUGCCGUAGAAAACCCGACGCUGAAGGACAGCUGUUUCGACUACGUAAAUUUCACAGCAGAGAACGUCUGCUGCAAGAUGCGGAAAUACACGGCGGGCGACGUGCUGCGCUGCGUCGAGCGGUUCAAUGCGGAGCAAAGGCUACAACACAAGAAGGCAUCAGACACCAUCUUCCGAGCCAACUCGACCGCCUUGCAAGCAGUGACCCACAUUGCCCUGGUGGGAGACUCUCACAUGAGGAACCUGUUUGUGUCCGUCGCCGAGCGUAUUGGUAGUGACAAGCUGCAAUUCAGAAUGAAGUCUGAAAAGGACGUCUGGCGGGAAGCAAAAGGGGUGUUGAAAACAAUGCAUUUGCAGCAGUUCAAAUACACUUCAGAGGUGCGGCACGUGAGCGCCCCUUUCCGAGUCACGUGGUACGCGGAUUGGAAGCUCGACGGUUUCCCCGAACUGAUUCAUCGCUGGGAGACGAACCAGGAGCUCAGACCUUCGCUGGUCAUUACAGGAGGGGGGCUUCAUUGGAUGAAGAACCACCCACCUCCCACGGGGGAUCCUUUCAGGAAUUUCCUCGCCACCCUUGCGCCUCACCUCACGCGUCUCGCCUCCUCCCUGCCAAUCUACUUCAAGCUCAUCGAUUAUGUGCCGAGAUCAUAUACCGAGGUUAAGAGAUAUCCGGACUUUAACCCAAAAGCCAUCACCCUGUACAAUUCUAUAUUAAGACAACAGUUACAGGGAACCGGCGUGGCCAUCUGGGACAGCACACUAAAGUUGUCAAUUGCCUAUACUGAAGAGUGUGUUAGAGUCAGUAGGGUCACGCCACGCAAGUAUGAGUGGAACUGCGCUGACCAUGGACACAUAGGAUACAUCAUGCUGGAACAGUAUACUGACAUGAUAUACAAUGCUUUUUGUAACAGGCUCCUAAACUUGACUGAAGAAUAUUGUAACACUGGAAAUUAUUGA